AUGACAUGGGGAGCCACUACUGCCUUUAGGCCGGCCCUGCCAGACCACUGUGCUCCUCAGACCGUCUUCCUCCUACGCUUCAGCAGCGCUCUUCAUACCUGCGUACCGACUCCCCUCGCGUUCGUCUCCAACACUCUCGGCUCCCUCAGCAUCGUUGCUUGGCUGUUCGCGCAGUUACCGCAAAUCUACAAGAACUGGAGUUUCGGGAGCACCUCCGGUCUAUCCAUCUACUUCCUGGUCGUGUGGUGUCUUGGAGAUCUGAGUAAUCUAUUGGGAGCGCUCUUCACGCAUCAGGCAUCAUGGCAAGUCGCUAUCGGGGUGUACUACGUUUUUGUGGACCUGUGUCUGGUUGGACAAUGGCUGUGGUAUGAGAAGCUGAAGCAUGGACAUCCAGUGUUGCGGGUCUGGAGGAAGAGAGGGCAGAAUGAUGAUGGUGGUGAGAAUUCGGGAGGGAGGAUGCAACAAGUGGUUAUUGAAGGUAUGCCGGUGCUGAGCCGAGAGAAUAGUAGUGAUGAGCAUUUGUCUGACGAAGUUGAAGGUGAUGGUGGUGCCGCCAAACAACCAACGAGACCGAAGAUCAUCUUUCGAACACCGACUUUCAACGCCGAGCAACGGGAACGUGACAAGAACGAAAAGGCUUCGAGCAGUCAGUCUGGUACUCCAAACGGCAACACAAUACUCCGAGUAGCAAGCUCCUCACCGAUGCCAUCGCCCUCACCCCGCACAAUGCUCUUCCUCGCAUGCCUAGUGGCCCUCGCCCAAGCUACCCCUAUCACUCAUCAAACCCCCAACAACAACUCCUUCCACGCUCUCCAAUCCCACAAUCCCACCCCUCUCGAAUGGGCCGGCACCGUCCUCUCCUGGACAUCCACAGUCCUCUACCUCGGCUCCCGCUUCCCGCAACUCCUCAAAAACUUCCACCGGAAAUCCACAGAAGGUCUCUCCCCGCACCUCUUCAUCGCAGCUUUCUGCGGAAAUCUCCUCUACUCCAGCGCCCUAGCCACAAACCCUCAAGCAUGGAACAAUUACGGUCCCUACGGUGGCGGAGGCUGGGUAGGCCAAGAAGGAAGCGAUCGUGUCCAGUGGGUGCUAGCCGCUCUGCCGUUCUUUCUGGGCGCGUUCGGGGUUCUGGGGCUGGAUGGGAGUGUCGGGGUGCAGUUUCUGAUGUACGGCGAGGGACCGGAGAAGUUGGUGGUGGUGGAGGAAGAGGCAGGGAGUGGGCGGUGGAACUGGAGGUCGGUGAGUGGGUAUAUGAGGGGUUGGGUUCCUAGUAUCAGUCGCGGGAGAGGGGAGAGGGAGGCUUUGUUGCGGGCGGAUGAGCGGCAUGGCGACGGGUAUGGAGCAUUAUAA
Molecule: messenger RNA, 1350 nt
Organism: Lecanosticta acicola
Lineage: Eukaryota; Fungi; Ascomycota; Dothideomycetes; Mycosphaerellales; Mycosphaerellaceae
Source: the annotation of a GenBank genome assembly